CUUAUUGUUAUUGUUCGUGUUCGUCUUCUCUUAUCAGUUCGUUUUGUUUCGUGCUUUAGUUAGUAAAAUUAAUUAAAUUUCGCACUUUAUGUUGCCCCUACACACAUCACGACCAUCAGCCCCGCCAGCCAUAUAAAACCCAAAUGCCGCCAACGGAGACAUUACGCGCUGGCAGCGGCAGCGGCGAACGAAGCGGCGGCAACUCGGAACAGACGUACAUCAUAAGACAAAGCAACAAAUGCUACGAGCAUCGCGAUUCACAGGCAACGGCCAUGUCGGUGAACUACUCGGGCCAAUGGGUGCUGCUGGCUGGUCGUGGUUAUUUGGCAUUGCAGCGCUUGGGCCAAGAUGAUGGAACGUUGCGUCGUCACGAGCGCCAGUCUAAGUACGAGGUGUCCGUGGCAGAGUUUGCCAUAUGCCCCAGUCGUCGCGAGUACUGCGCCAUUGCGACUAGUCAAAAUAUUGACAUUGUGCGCUGGGGUCCCGCCGAGCCGCACUAUGAGAAUUCCCUGCGUGGCCAUACGCGCACCGUUACCGACAUUGACUGGCACAGCAAGAAUCCCAAUCUACUGGUUAGCUGCUCGAUCGACACCUUCUCGCACAUCUGGGAUCUGCGCGAUCCGCGCAAGCCGGCAUUAUCCCUUAAUGCUGUCUGCAUGUCGGGUGCCACUCAGGUUGGCUUUAAUCGCGUCUCGGGCAAUUUGCUGGCCGCCGCUCAUGACGGUGAUCUGCGCAUUUGGGACAUACGCAAGGGCAGCUGCCCAACGCACUAUAUUACAGCGCAUCUGAAUCGCGUGCAUGGCAUCAAUUGGAGUCACAGGCGCGAAACGUGCUUGGCCACAGCCAGUCAGGAUGGCACCGUCAAGUACUUUGAUGUGUGCAAUCCCAGGCGUGCCGAGAAAAUCAUAACCACGCUAUCGCCCGUGUGGCGUGCGCGGUACACGCCUAUUGGCAACGGUUUGGUCAGCAUUGUGGUGCCGCACUUGGGUCGCGGUGAGAACAGCUUACUGCUUUGGAGUAAUAGCAAGCAAACGGAUCCAAUUUGCUCGUUUGUGGGUCACACCGAUGUUAUUCUAGACUUCGCAUGGCGCCCCAACCACGAGAACUUUACAGAAAUCGAAUUGGUCACAUGGUCACGGGAUCGUACGCUGCGCGUAUGGAAAAUCGAUGAUACCAUGCUGAAACUAUGCGAGCCCUCGCCCGAUGAGGAUGAGGAGGGCGAUUCGCCACGCUACGAGACCGAGUUGAACGAACUGCGCGCCCUAACGCCGCCAGAGUUUAUGCAUACGCUGCAGCCGCGCCCGAUGAUAGCUGCCUCGCUGCCCAUAGCUGCCACGCUCGAGCCGGGCACGAUUAACUUGCCGAUGGCACGCUCGCCCAGCUUUGGCGGUGUCUAUGCCCGGCGUGAGGAGACGCAUAUUGCACGCUCGCUGACAGAUCAACCGACCUGUUCGCUGCAGCAUGAGUUCUCGCUGCUGAAUACCAAUAUGCCGCAUGUGGACGUGGACAUGCUGUGUGCCAUAAAGCGUUACGCAUGCUUUAAGAUCUGUGCGGCUGAUCACACAAUCAUAUUGCAGGUGACCUUCCCCACCUCCUAUCCCAGCCCGAAUGUGCCGCCCGAUUUUCAAUUCUGCCAGGGCACCACCCUCUCCAGCGAUGUGAGCAGCGUGCUGAUCAAGGUGCUGCGCACCAAUGCGCUGCAGCGUGUCAAGAAAUCGCGCAGCUGCCUGGAGCAAUGCCUGCGCGCCCUGGUGGCAGCCAUGAAGAAACGUGUUACGGCCGUUGCUGGUGCCGGCGCGGAUCGCAGUCAGCUGCUGCUGCAAUCGCCCAGGCUGGAAGGCGCGUUGUCCAGUGCACUGCACGAUGCCUGCAUACCCUUUCCACGCACCUCGGGCGUACAUUUCAAUGCCAUCGGCAUGCUGACCACCUUUGCCCAGGUGAUGAGCACAAAACGUUUAACACUGCGCCAGCAUCAGGCCAUCACGCCGCGCACCCUGAGCGCUAUCAAUGGCAGCGGCCUGCUGGGCAAUGUGAUGGCAACCAAAACACAACGGGAUCCGAACGCCUCGUUCUAUCUGCAGGAGCGCAUGAUUGCCUGCAAGCGCUUGCAGGGCAAGCAGCGUGUAAUGCGCCAAAUCAAUGGCACCACGCCCGUUGUCCAUGUGUACGAUGCGAGCCAAUUGCUGCACAUUAAUCGGGAGAUGGCGCGCGAAUUUACGCUGGAUAAACGCGACAUAGCCGAAACGUGUCGACGCAAUGCUGAAAUAUGCCGCAAACAUGGCCGCUCGGAUUUGCUGCCCAUUUGGCUGCUGGCAGAGCUGAUAGCGACGCCGCAUGUGCCGCACGAGUCGAUGAGCUCGGAGCUGCUCUUCUAUAUGGAUCCAUUUAAGAAAUCUCUGCUGGAGUCGCUGAUCAUGCACUAUGCCAGCGCUGGUGAUAUUCAAAUAGCCGUCCUGCUCGCCUGCCUCUUCGACAAGUGUCCAGCUGCGUUGAAGGACGUCAUGGAUGUAAACAGCUGUCCACGGCUGCCCGCACAGCUGCAUAGCCAAUUGUCGCCGUAUCAUACGGUGCUCCCGCUGGACUUUAAAUCAUCGUCACAAGCACGUGCGACCAGCGGCAAUUUGCAACAGCUGAAGCAAUUGCGCAGCAACUCCUGGUCCGAUUCUCUGGAUUGCUUAGACUUUAAGCUCGUUCAGACGGAUGCGUAUGCCUGUUCGCUGAUCAGACGCGCCAAGAUGCCGCUCUUCGAUCAGUUUAAGCGCGCCUAUGCGGACGUCUUGUUUGGCUGGCAACUGCUGUCGAAGCGUGCCCUAAUCCUCAAGCAUACGCUGCACACGCCGCCGCCAGCGCAGGGCGUUGAGUUCGUCACCGAGUGCAGCGGCUGUGCCAAGCCGAAGCGUACGCCCAAAUGUGAACCCUGCAAGCGUCCAGUUUUGUUUUGCAUCCUCUGCUGCCUGCCUGUACGCGGCGCGGCCAAUGCGUGCAUCUCCUGCGGCCAUGGCGGUCACAUGCAGCACAUGAUGCAGUGGUUCGAGCGACACGAUGUGUGUGCCACGGGCUGUGGCUGCAGCUGCUUGCAGCGCACCUCGGAGCUGCUGGCCCUGAUAAGCUGAUCCAUUGCCGAUGCUGUGGGUGGUCCCAACCAGAGUAGCUUUAGAUUUGAUAGCACUUGACGCUGUGGAAAUCAAAAUACCUACACAUAGAUAUUUUUAUUUUUUUUUUUUUGUAGUCUCCAAGACGUUUUGUUAUUAUGACGAUGAUAAAUAUAAUAGAUAUAUACUCUUGCUA
Drosophila virilis is the source of this 3288-nucleotide messenger RNA. RefSeq names its product WD repeat domain 59 (gene Wdr59). The record is from RefSeq and is a predicted model, not a curated record. NCBI's taxonomy places the organism in Eukaryota, Metazoa, Arthropoda, Insecta, Diptera, Drosophilidae. Gene Ontology annotation, molecular function: protein binding; signaling adaptor activity. Gene Ontology annotation, biological process: cellular response to amino acid starvation; positive regulation of TORC1 signaling. Gene Ontology annotation, cellular component: Seh1-associated complex; vacuolar membrane.